AUGCAUAUCUUCGGCACCGAGACAGCACCCAGACUAUUUCCCGCCGCGCCUGACCUGUUUCUACAGCGAAUGAUCAGUGCGUCCUUGGAGACACCGCACCUUCUGUAUGCUUUGCUAGCUGUCGCCUGCAGCCAUCACAGUCGUCUUGUGCAGGAUACCAGUUCGUCGUCGAAGAUGUCCUGUCUGAAAUUCACAAACCUUGCGAUUUCCAGCCUGCGCUUUACGAUCAGCGGCUGCAGUGAGAAACUGAGUACUGAAACCGUCGCUACGGCAAUGGCACUAUGCACGAAUGACGUCUGUAAUGGAAACAUGCAUGUCUGGAGAACACAUCUCGGUGGAGUCAGACAGCUUCUGAAUGCUUUCUUGUUGCGGGAGAAACCUUGCUGGGUUCAGGAUUCAUACAUCCAGUCCCUCGUUAAAUGGUUCAUGACCUUGGAUUUGAUUGCAGGUCUGUCGGGACAUCAUGGCCAUAUUGAUGAUGUCUGCGGCUACUCAUUGGAGCUAGUGCCGUGUCUCACCCAGCUAUCACGGCUUGUCUAUCAGCAGCAUAUCAUCGCAGGCAUACAAGAUGAAAUAUCACAACGGACGGUCUCGCAAGAUACCAACUAUCUUGAGGACAAAAUUAGGCUACUUCUUGGCAGUAGCAUCUCAGACACAACUCUGAGAAGCAAAAAAGAACUUGCCCUGGAGCUACAAUAUACCCAUUGUGCCUUCGUCCACGCCGCCCUAUUGCAUCUCCACCGCCGUGUCCAAAAGCUCCCAAUCAGUCACCCGAAAGUCAGAGCCGAUGUUACAGGAAUCAUUCAUGCCAUAGUAAAUAUCCGACCGUUCUCCGCCGCGAAUAUACUCAUUCUCUGGCCUGUCUUCAGUGCUGGUUGCGAGACUGCUAUUCACAAUGAGCGGGCUGUCAUUCAGGACAGAAUGGCCAACAUGCAAAGUCUUGGCAUGGGUAACUUUACGAGAGCUCGGGAGCUGCUGAAUAGAUUCUGGACGUCUGAAACGUCUCUGCCAUGGGAUGCUUAUUUUGCCCAGCUCGGGCUGGAAUUGGUUUUGUUUUAG
Messenger RNA from Aspergillus homomorphus CBS 101889, 1059 nucleotides. RefSeq names its product transcription factor domain-containing protein. The coding region runs from base 1 to 1059 and encodes 352 amino acids. Gene Ontology annotation, molecular function: transcription cis-regulatory region binding; DNA-binding transcription factor activity. Gene Ontology annotation, cellular component: nucleus. Gene Ontology annotation, biological process: positive regulation of transcription by RNA polymerase II. Lineage: Eukaryota; Fungi; Ascomycota; Eurotiomycetes; Eurotiales; Aspergillaceae. The transcript has 2 exons. The record is from RefSeq and is a predicted model, not a curated record.